GAAAGAUUGAUGAUAUUACUUUGAUUUCACAAAAAAAAAUGACUCUAAGGAAUCAAGAAACCAAGAAGAAGUCAAUAUUCCAAAAAAUAUUCUUGGCUAAAGACAGGAAUGGUCCAAAUGAAAAGAAAAUGGAUAAAGAGACAUUUGAUAUCUCUGAAGCACCUUCUGAUUCAGCACUCGACUCUUUGUACUUCAGCAGUGUAGCAAUGCCAAGGCAGCGUGUCCAGUCCUUCCGGGUUUUUGUUGCAACAUGGAAUGUUGGAGGAAAGUCUCCCCACAGUGGCCUCAAUCUGGCUGAUUUUCUUCAGGCUAACAACCAAUCUGAUAUAUAUGUUUUAGGUUUUCAGGAAAUCGUCCCUUUAAAUGCUGGUAAUGUGCUAGUUAUAGAAGAUAAUGAACCAGCUGCAAAAUGGCUGACUUUAAUUAACCAGUCGCUGAACAAGUCGCAUAGUCAAGCCUCUAGAGGAUUGAAAUCGACCCCCUCUUUCAGCAGCUCACUGUUCUUCCAGAAACCUUCUCUUAAAAAGGUCAGCAAUUCUUUCAGGACAGAGAGUAAAAGGAGGCUCAAGACUUGCAACUGCGCACCUGAGCUCGAGAAGAAGAACAGCAAAGAAUUCUGCUUUAGAUGCCCACAAUCAUAUAUUAGUGAAGAUGAUUAUUCGUCCGAAGAGGACGAAGACGUGCCUGGUAACUUUGACAUGGCUGAUAUUUCCAGUCACAUGAAAUAUAGCCUUGUGGCAAGCAAACAAAUGGUGGGAAUAUUUGUCACUGUUUGGAUGAGAAAGGAACUUGUGCCUUAUGUAGGCCACCUAAGGAUCUCCUGUAUUAGUCGCGGCAUCAUGGGCUGCCUUGGAAACAAGGGGUGUAUUUCUGUCAGCAUGUCUUUCCAUCAGACAAACUUUUGCUUCAUAUGCAGUCAUUUAGCAUCCGGAGAGAAAGAGGGUGAUGAGCUUAGGAGAAAUUUAGAUGUCAUAGAGAUACUUAGGAACACACAAUUUCCGAAGAUUUGCAGAACGCCUAGCAGUAGGGUGCCUGAGAAAAUUCUGGACCAUGAUCGGGUUGUUUGGUUCGGGGAUUUGAACUACCGGAUAGCAUUGAGUUACUCUGAGACUCGAAAGCGUCUGGAGCAGAACGACUGGGAUAGGCUGUUAGAUAAAGAUCAGCUCAAGAUCGAAAAGGAUGCCGGGCGAGUGUUCAAGGGAUGGAAAGAGGGAAAAAUUUACUUUGCUCCUACAUACAAAUAUUCUUAUAAUUCAGAUAUGUAUGCCGGAGAGACUAUUAAAACAAAAAACAAAAGGAGAACUCCUGCUUGGUGUGAUAGAAUACUCUGGCAUGGAAAUGGAAUUCAGCAGCUUUCUUAUAUUCGUGGGGAGUCCCGUUUUUCUGACCACCGGCCUGUAUGCGCCACAUUUAUGGUGGAUGUGGAAGUGGCGGAGGGAGGCUUAAGAAGAAAAUUAUCCGGCAGUAACAUGAAAGUUGGAGUUGAAGAGCUUUUACCACUUACCUGAAAGUAACUGCAGCUAAAAUAUGUACUAAUUUACUGAGCAUAACCAUUAGGAGAUUGAAGAAACACCAAAUUUUGCUAAUUCAUAUUGGAAGAUGAAAUUCUCAUGGUAGUGUCAUGUAUAAGGUGUCAGAAGAAGCAUCCCAAGUUCAGGAACC
Molecule: messenger RNA, 1662 nt
Organism: Mangifera indica (mango)
Lineage: Eukaryota; Viridiplantae; Streptophyta; Magnoliopsida; Sapindales; Anacardiaceae
Product: type I inositol polyphosphate 5-phosphatase 10-like
Exons: 10
Coding region: 39-1508 (489 amino acids)
Biological process (GO): phosphatidylinositol dephosphorylation
Molecular function (GO): inositol-polyphosphate 5-phosphatase activity; phosphatidylinositol-3,4,5-trisphosphate 5-phosphatase activity; phosphatidylinositol-4,5-bisphosphate 5-phosphatase activity
Source: RefSeq, a predicted model, not a curated record